ACUUGCAGCCGCCCAAAAUAAUAUUGCAUAGCAAAUGUCAGCUUUGACACAAACUCUUCAACAACUCAAACAAAAAAUUCAAUGAAAUUAAUUAUCGAAAAUGGGUCCCAAUAUUUCCAUAUGAAGAUUAAAUAAUAUCAAUAAAGUGUUCAACAUUUGAACAAAUAUAAGUUUUCAAAAAAGGGUUAUUAGCUUUACUUUCAUGAACCAAAAUUAAUUCACGGGCUAUAUAUGAUGGAACCAGAGUACCCAGAAGGAUCAGCUUCAUGUUGCUUUUGUUUCUCCACCAAGAAAGAUGUUUCAAGCAAUAACAAAAGCAAAGGAGUUUCAAGUUUAGGCCAAGUUGAAUGGAAAAAGAAUGAUGAAAUUUUAUCUGAUAUGAGCACUUUUUCUGUCAAAGAACAAGAGAGGAGGUUGAAGAAAGCUUUGGAAGAUGAAAAGAAGGUAAAAACUGAGGCAGAGAGGGUUGUUCAAUGGGUGAAACAGGAAUCAUCAAGAAUUGAUGUUUCUACAAUCAAUUCAAUUCUUAGUGAAAACAAGAAGAAAGAGGAAGAUGUUUAUUAGAUAUAGGGUUUGAUUAUAAGAAAUAUUUGUAAAGUGUAUAAACAAUAUAUUUGCUCUGAAAUUUCCAUGUUUUUUCUAUAUAUGAUACUAAUAAUUGUCAUUAAUAAAAUGAAAUAUGUUUAUCGCUAUAGUUGAAAACUUUGAUAUAUAGUUAUUUCUGAGGCUUCAAGUUAGGUGUAAUUUGAUUGCUAUGUAAAAGAAAGCAAUACGGUUGUUGACAAUGGUCAAUAAAAGUACAUGGAUUAUGGAUAGAUGAUUGGGAAGUGUCUAAGUAAUUUAAUUUUAUUAAGGAUAAAAAGUUUCUAGACGAC
Messenger RNA from Vicia villosa (hairy vetch), 875 nucleotides. RefSeq lists its product as uncharacterized. Lineage: Eukaryota; Viridiplantae; Streptophyta; Magnoliopsida; Fabales; Fabaceae. The transcript has a single exon. Bases 232 to 564 code for a protein of 110 amino acids. The record is from RefSeq and is a predicted model, not a curated record.